UCAAGGACCAGGGAAAUAGCUAGAAUAAUACUAAUACUACUGCUAAUAAUAAUAAAGAGUGUGGGCAGGAAAAGGAGUUCGCGGGGGGAAGCAGAGGGCGAGAAGAAGGCGCGCUCCCGAGGACGGGCCCGGGCAAGGGGCAGAACCGGCUCCUCGCUGGGGCUACCGGCACCCCCUGCCCCGGGGCGGCCGUCGGGGCGGCAGCAGCACGUGGAAGCGGCGGGGCAUGGUCUCCGCGGGGGCUCCUGCGGCCUGAGCCACCCCCACCGCCGGCACCAUGGCGGCCGCCGCCGACACUGGCCUCGACGUGGCGGCGGUGGAAAGUUUCCUAGAGAGGCACCCGGAGCUGGUGGAGAAGUGGUUGAAGAGGAAGAACUCGCUUCCUAAAGCGCCCUCGGUACCCGCCGCCGGCCCGUCGGAGGAGCGCCGAAGCAGCUGCGGCCCCGGCGGCGGCUGGGGCAGUGCGGGCGGCCCCGGCGUCCUGCAGCGCCGAGCCUCUCAGAUGGAGCUGCGGAAGAGCUUCGCCCGCUCCAAGGCCAUCCAUGUCAACCUUACCUACGACGAACAUGUGCACGCCCGGGCGCAGGAGCCGCUGAGCAGCGUACGGCGGCGGGCGCUGUUGCGGAAGGCCAGUUCCUUGCCCCCCACCACCGCGCACAUCCUCAGCGCCCUGCUGGAGUCCCGCAUCAGCCUGCCCCAGUACCCCCCCACUGCCCUGGACUACAAACGCUACCUCAAGGAGCAUAACGAGCGCCAGUUCUUCCUGGAGCUAGUCAAGGACAUCUCCAACGACCUGGACCUCACCAGCCUCAGCUACAAGAUCCUCAUCUUCGUCUGCCUCAUGGUGGACGCCGACCGGGGCUCCCUUUUCCUCGUGGAGGGGGCCGCCGCCGGUAAGAAGAGUCUAGUCUCCAAGUUCUUCGACGUGCACGCCGGCACCCCGCUGCUGCCCUGCGGCUCCACAGAGAACAGCAACGAGGUGCAGGUGCCCUGGGGUAAGGGCAUCAUCGGCUACGUUGCAGAGCACGGAGAGACCGUCAACAUCCCCGACGCCUACCAGGAUCGACGCUUUAAUGAUGAGAUUGACAAACUGACUGGAUACAAGACAAAGUCACUUCUGUGCAUGCCCAUAAGAAACAGUGAUGGAGAGAUUAUUGGUGUUGCCCAAGCAAUUAAUAAGACUCCUGGAGGUGCCCCCUUUUCUGAUGAUGAUGAAAAAGUGAUGCAGAUGUAUCUCCCUUUCUGUGGGAUUGCCAUAUCCAAUGCUCAGCUAUUUGCAGCUUCAAGGAAGGAAUAUGACAGAAGCAGGGCUUUACUAGAAGUAGUGAAUGACCUCUUUGAGGAACAGACUGACUUGGAGAAAAUUGUCAAGAAAAUUAUGCAUCGAGCCCAGACUCUUCUGAAGUGUGAACGAUGCUCAGUAUUGCUACUGGAAGAUAUCGAAUCACCAGUGGUGAAAUUUACAAAAUCCUUUGAGUUGUUAUCUCCAAAAUGCAAUGCUGAUACUGACAACAGUUUAAAGGACAGUGUGGAGAAAUCAUCAUCUUAUUCUGACUGGCUAAUAAAUAAUAGCAUUGCUGAACUCGUAGCAUCCACAGGUCUCCCUGUGAACAUCAGUGAUGCCUAUCAAGAUCCUCGCUUUGAUGCUGAAGCUGACCAGAUUUCUGGCUUUCAUAUACGGUCUGUUCUGUGUGUUCCUAUAUGGAACAGCAGCCACCAAAUAAUUGGGGUAGCUCAAGUGUUGAACAGGCUUGAUGGGAAACCCUUUGACGACGCUGACCAGCGCCUGUUUGAAGCUUUUGUUAUUUUUUGUGGCCUGGGCAUCAACAACACAAUUAUGUAUGACCAAGUGAAGAAAUCCUGGGCAAAACAGUCUGUGGCUCUUGACGUGUUAUCUUAUCAUGCAACAUGUUCGAAGGCAGAAGUUGACAAAUUUAAGGCAGCAAACAUCCCUCUGGUGUCAGAGCUUGGCAUUGAUGACAUUCAUUUUGAUGACUUCUCGCUGGAUGUGGAUGCCAUGAUUACUGCAGCCCUGCGGAUGUUCAUGGAACUUGGAAUGGUUCAGAAAUUUAAAAUUGACUAUGAGACGCUGUGUAGGUGGCUUUUGACAGUUAGGAAGAAUUAUCGAAUGGUUUUGUACCACAACUGGAGGCAUGCCUUCAACGUCUGCCAGCUAAUGUUUGCCAUGUUAACUACCGCAGGAUUUCAGGAGAUUCUAACUGAAAUUGAAAUUCUAGCUUUGAUUGUGGGAUGCUUGUGUCACGACCUUGACCACAGGGGAACCAACAAUGCCUUCCAAGCCAAGAGUGGAUCAGCCUUAGCUCAGCUCUACGGCACCUCUGCUACCUUGGAACACCACCACUUCAAUCAUGCUGUCAUGAUUCUCCAAAGUGAGGGUCACAACAUCUUUGCUAACUUGUCCUCUAAGGACUACAGUGACCUUAUGCAGCUUCUAAAGCAAUCGAUAUUGGCAACGGACCUCACUCUGUAUUUUGAGAGAAGGACGGAGUUUUUUGAACUUGUCAGUAAAGGUGGUUACGAUUGGAAUACAAAAAAUCACCGAGAAAUAUUUCGAUCAAUGCUAAUGACAGCCUGUGACCUUGGAGCUGUGACCAAACCGUGGGAGAUUUCAAGACAGGCAACUGAGCUGGUAACCAGUGAGUUCUUUGAACAAGGAGACAGAGAAAGAUCUGAACUGAAACUCACCCCUUCAGCGAUUUUUGAUCGGAACAGGAAAGAUGAACUACCCAGGUUGCAGCUCGAGUGGAUUGAUAGCAUCUGCAUGCCAUUGUAUGAGAGUCUGGUGAAGCUGAAUGUGAAACUGAAGCCUAUGCUGGACUCUGUGGCGGUUAACAGAGGUAAAUGGGAGGAGCUGCACCAAAAAAGACUUCCUUCUCAGGCAGCAUCCUCGUCCUCCCUUUCCUCUAGCUUUACUGUGUCUCUCAAAGACAUAAAUUAAUCCUGCAAAUGUCAGCGUCGCUUUACGGUAGGAGCUGUCUGAAAGGUUUUGGUAAGCUUAGGCCCACCAUUUUUUUUAAGAAAUGCUUUCAAAAGCAUGCUUAAUUGAUUGGAUAUUAUCUUGAUAGCAGCAUAGUUUGCUUUUACUUAGUGGGCUUAGUGGGACUGAAAGGAAGGCCUGCGGUGAGACUGCGCUGGUAUCUGGAGUGACAUGGAAGACUCAGCAUAAGAAGCAUUCAUUCAGCUCCACUACAUUUCAAUUGCUGCUGUAAAAAUCUGUAAAGCUGACAACAGACUGAAAUAUAAGAACUUACAGCUUAAUAAAAUUAAUAAAACACAGCAGAACUGGGAUGCAAGCUGGUCAAUUCAUAUGCAAGGAGCUGCAGGAAAACAGAAUAGUAUGUAAUUAUGUUGUUGUUUUGCAUCUCUUCAGUACAUGUUAUGAAUCAAUUAUGCCUGCUUUUGUGAUGUCCCUCUCUCUCUUCCCUUCUCUUUUAUGCCUGAAUGUUCUGAAAAGCCUGCUUUGUAUUCUAAAGAAGUAUUUUUUUACAACAAAGCUUCUUAGUGAUUGAUCAGGGCCUUUAGGAUUGCCUACCUUUGCUACAUUUAAAAAACAAACUUUAUUAUCUUUAAAAGCACCAACCUGUCCCUGCUUCCCUGAGAAAUUCACAUUAACGAUGCAGUAAACUUCUUAGCAAAGGAAGGUUUGCAUAAAGGCAAAAUACUGCAGAGAUUUCUUCUUUUUCUUUUAAAAAAUACUCUUUUAACAUGUUAACUUUAAAAAAAAAAAAAAGAGUAAUGGGCUUUAAUGAAAAUACAGUACAAAUAAAAAAGGAAGUCUGUUGCCUUGUCCUUCAGGUUUAUAUUACAUUGAAAAUUAGACCAUGGAUGAGCCUUUCCAGUAUAAUUUCCAACUGAAAUUUCUAUUUUGAAAUGGAGAGGAAGAAUAUGACCAUACUGGAGUGACUGCCUCUUCCUUCUCUUUCAAUACAAUUUAAAAUGCUAUUACAGCUAGCCCAGCACCAGUCAAGGCUUACAUGGAGAUGUCUGUGGCAGAGGUGUUCAGAAAAAUCUAAUCAAACAUGAUGGGUCACAAAAACAGCUGUGUCUAGUUCUGUGAUGAUGUUAGUAUUACCUGAAAGUCGGUCUCUUUCCAUUAGUGCAAAGAUCACUAGUGUAGCAAAACUGUGAUCUAUGAUUUCAGGGUGCUUUCUCUGCUGCAUGACCCGACACAAGAGGAGUCAUGCUGCAGUGCUUAUGAGUUCCCAUUCAUAAGGAAAAAAAGCCUUUGUACUCCAUGAAAAAUGGGAUUCUAAAUAUAGGGUUGUCUGGCAGCAGAAAUUAAAGCUGGAUUCAGCUAAGUCUUAACACCUGUGUCAAACUCCAUUUAAUUCAAUGGAAUUACUUUGAACUAACACCAACUUAAUGGAAAUGAGGGCCUGGCCCAGCUGACCAGAUGCUAAAAAGAGCUUUCCACCUUCCUAAGGAAAGUGAGUCAUUAACACCUUUGAAAAGCUGACUACAUUUGUCUGACAAUCAAACAGAAACAGCAAAUCUAUUGAUUACUCUUUAAAAAAUUCCCAAACAAACCACAGCAAAACAAACCCGCUCUGUGGUAGGGAUCAUGUGUACAGGAGAACAGCUGGAGAUAGCAGUACCACUGCAAACCAAUCUGUUAGUAUGUAAUUGGACCACAUCACCUUCUGUAGCAGAAAGAAGCAGAAAUGCAGACUGCACAGCAGAGAAUACAUGCACCGAAUGGAAAUGUUUCUGCUAUUAUUUUACCACUUCUUUCUUCCCUGAAUAAAGACACACAUAAGAUAGCAAGCAGCAAGCCAUACAAAACUUACCACCCGUACUUUAUAGGAAAAACAGAUACGAGGAACUGCCAUAAUUCUGGCAGGUACACACACCUUUCCUGAAUUUUGAUAUUGCAUAUUGCUAAGUAUAACAUAAUUUAUAAUGUGUACCCUCCAGCUUCCCCCAAGGUUGAGGCUCCCCUCAUUUCCUCUCCCUUUUAUUGGCUUCAGUGCACUGUUGCCCAUGGCAACACCCAUGGUGCAGGGAUGGGGAUGCAGCAGGGCCACAACCUGACAUACAGCUGAAGCUCUAACAAUGUCAACCAUCAAUCAAGUGACUGUUUGUAAUUGCCUCCAUCUAUUUCUCCUGUCUUUCGGUAUCUUUGCUAUUGUGGGUCAAAAUUCAGAAACUGCUGACUAAUGUUACGGUUCUGUUCCUCCAUCACAAGGAAGAAAAGGAGAGAGCACUGCUAGAUCUUUAUCAAAUUGUUCUCAGGCAAACUGAAGCAACCCUACUGAAAGCAGGGGAAACAGUACUGCACCUCAGAACAGCAUUUGGUCUCUGAAAGUGAAAGAGCUCAAUCUUAAAAAAAAACAACCAAAAAAAACCAAAAACACCUCAUACUUUUUUUUUUUUAACACUUAGCUAGGGAAUUGGCAACAGACUUGCAUUUUUGUGAGACAAAGAGGAUUCUUUGUGGAAACAUGCGGUAUAGUAAAGAAACAUAUUUCAGGUUUCUCAUGUUUUAAGAUGGUGAAAACCACUUUUUAGCUAGUGCUUACAAGCUUGAUAGACAGAAAUUAUACCUGCUUUUCAUCAUUUCUGAUAGGGCAACAUUUCCCAGUACUCCAGUCAGUUCUGCCAAACGCUUCCAGAAUGUGCACAGAUGACUCUCUAGGCUGUUAAAUAGGCAUUAUCUGUCUUUUACUCAUUUCUCUGCUCACUGCACAAGGGGAGAUCAAAACCCAUUGAGAUUGGCUUAGUUAUGUGAAUGCACAUAAAGCACAGGUCCCCAAGAGGUGAAGGCAAAUUAGAGGGCAUAAGCAGAAGAGGACAGAGAACCCACUGUUACCCAGGACAAUGCUAACAUUGCUUGGCCUUUCCCUGGAGGUGCCCAACGUAUCUGGUCUGCCUCAGCAAAAAACAAGUCAUCGCUUUUUUGCCCCAGCAGUUAGUGGAAAUUUGGCCUUGAAUGAGGGCUCUAGCCCUCAUUUACAAUUCCAGUGCUAAACUGUGGUGAGCAUGUGGAUCAUCUAUAGGGUCACAGGGGCUUAAUUCUCCCCCAAAUUUGCUUCGAGCUAGUUCAACAGCAAUGCCUGUUUCUAGGUGUCCCACUCACUAGUGCUAAUGGCAGCCUGAAUUCAGUCAGGUUUCUUGUCUUCUGAAUUGCAGGCUGUGCAGUCUCACAGAGGCCAGCCAGCAGCCCUUUAUCAACAGAACAUGCUCAGGAGAAAACCUGGGUUUUCAUCCCCAUCCUCAAAGAUGGGUCAGGUCACACAGUAAUUCCACUCAGGACUCCCACCUGUGAGACCGCUUAACAAAAUCAAAUUUUCCUUCCCAUAAAAAAGAAAAGCUUCUAUUUUCCUGUGUAAGUGCCCUAGCAUUACAUAGGAUAAUUGGGAAGGAGCCUUACAUUCAAAUCCUACUUGAAUCUGGAGGAGAUUUCAAACUGCAGCUGCACAUUCCCCACCAGUCUGUGGGGAGUCACAAGGGUGGGCUUGUCUCCUGCCCUCUCCAUAAGCAAAGGAGUGUGUCCAGCAGGGAGACAGGAUGCCUGCUGGGUACAGCCCAAGCACCUGCUUCACUCCUGGGAGAUGCACAGAGCUGACUUUGGUAGAGGAGUUCAGGAGGGGCUUGUAUGCACAUCCUGCUGGAAUGAAAUGUGUCCCCUACAACACAACACUGUGACCCCACCAGAAAAACAGAAAAGCUAACACUGUCCAAGGCAAGGAGCCCUGGGGUAGAGGCUCUCCUACUGUGGUUCAGAUAGAUGUCCUUCCUCCCAAGAACAAGAAGUGAAAGAGGUAUCCUUGGCCAUACUUUGAGUAGUAAAAUCAGACGAUUUCCUUACCUACAGGCAAAACAGAACAGCUUCAAAUUGCAAUCGAGAUGAAGACAUCUGCUUCUUUCUGUCAGGAGCCAGGUUUGCUCCUGCUCCAAAGCAGACUCACACUUACACGGCCAGACAGCAGCAGCACACAGAAGUUUAAGCUGGAUGCCUCAGGUGGCAACUGAACACUGAACUCCCCAUACAGCACUGUCACAGCCAGUCCCUACUGCACUGAGGAGGUCGUUGCUAUGGUUUGUACCCUGCAGAAAACAACCAUAGAGUAGACGAGUAUGUUUCAUUUUAGCUCAGGUAUUCCUGCAGAUGGUGCCCUUGGUACAGCAGGUGCACUUUUCUGGACUGGUGACCUUCCUAACUGCUCCCUCUUAUAGUGCACUGCAAUCUCGUAAUGUGCCUGUAGUUAUCAUCAAAGCCAAUGCUAGUAUUCACAAACUACUUUUGAAAACUGCAACCAGCAGUGCCUAAUGCAACUUGUAAUAUUUAGAUUAAUUAAUCCUGGUGGGAAAAUAGGCAUGUUUCAGCCUACACGCCAAAUACUUAUUUUCCCUUCAUAAAAUUAAAACCAUUUUAGUUACUGAUAGAACAUUUAUGCAUUGAGUGACAUUUUCGAACAGGUUUAUUUCAAGGUUAUGUAAAAUAUACUAAUAGACACUACCAAUGCUUAGAGUUCUGGGCAAGAAAAUGUAGUGCGAGGAGAUUUUUAUUGGCUUUAACAAAGAAACAGAAGAUUUUAAGAGUAAAAUCAUGUGAAUGGUUUCUAAUAUAACAAUGACGUGGGGGGUAUAAAUCAGCUGAAAUGAGACUCCAGACUUCCAUGCCUUGAAUGUGCCAGGACUGGAAUACAUCACAUAUAUUGCUUAUUACCUUUUCUUUCUUGGAUUACUUUGUAUUUAAUUACCCAUUUAGAAGCAUGUUGGUCACUUGUAGUUGUAUGGGGAAUAUAAGCUCUGAACCUUUGCCUAUGGGAAACAACUGACACACGCACAGAAAUACUGUGUGUAUGUUCUAAUGCAAGUGAACCCUAUGUACUUUCCAAAUGUGUAACUUCAGACUUCUGGAUCCUUUUUCUUUUUGCAUUUUAAGACCAUUACCCUCACUGUUUUGCUUUAGUAGAUCAAACAAUGCUGAUUCAGCUUUUUAGAGCAUGGUUUUGAAAUUAACAACUCGAUUUUAUUGGUCUCUCUAAAAAGAAAAAAAAAAAAAAAGAAUAAUAAAUAAUUUUAAUGGUUUGCUGUGAUUUUUUUAUUA
Molecule: messenger RNA, 8074 nt
Organism: Neopsephotus bourkii (Bourke's parrot)
Lineage: Eukaryota; Metazoa; Chordata; Aves; Psittaciformes; Psittacidae
Gene: PDE11A
Product: phosphodiesterase 11A
Exons: 20
Coding region: 278-2959 (893 amino acids)
Biological process (GO): signal transduction
Molecular function (GO): 3',5'-cyclic-nucleotide phosphodiesterase activity; protein binding
Source: RefSeq, a predicted model, not a curated record